This is a messenger RNA of Camelina sativa (false flax), 1264 nucleotides long. NCBI's taxonomy places the organism in Eukaryota, Viridiplantae, Streptophyta, Magnoliopsida, Brassicales, Brassicaceae. The record is from RefSeq and is a predicted model, not a curated record.
UCAACACGUGAAAUUAAGAUUCCCUGGACCUAACCACAACACUCACCGGAUAACUUAACCUCCACCGUCUUCGUCUUCUUCCGCCGCAAAUUUUUGUCUCCAUGGCCGGCGUUAAUCUACAGCUCCGUCACGCUUACUCUAUUGCUCAAUUCGUUCCAACUGUUUCAUCACCUCCUCCUCCUACUCAGCGAAUUCGGCUUGGAACUUCACCCUCUCGGGUUCUCUUCUGUAAUCUCCGAGCUAAUUCCGCCGCCGCUGCUCCAACUCUGAGAACCACUCGCCGUUCAGUAACUAUAACUGCUGCGUCUUCGGUAUCCUCAGCCGUUGAUUCGGAUUCGUUGGUGGAAGAUCGCGAUGACGGAGGUAGGAUCCCGUUGCUUGAGGGUAGGGAUUUGAGAGCUGGGAUUGCUGAAUCGAGGCAGGAGAUACUCAAAGGUGUCAAUUUGGUUGUCUAUGAAGGAGAGGUUCUUGUUGGCCAUCCUGAUUAUGAAGUGACGGGAGGGAGUAUUGUGUUUAAAGGGCAGAAUCUACUUGAUAUGGAACCAGAGGAAAGAUCUCUUGCUGGUCUCUUUAUGAGUUUCCAGUCUCCAGUUGAGAUUCCUGGUGUUAGCAAUAUGGAUUUCUUGAAUAUGGCGUUCAAUGCUCGUAAAAGAAAGCUCGGUCAGCCUGAGCUUGAUCCAAUCCAGUUCUACAGCCACUUAGUGUCAAAACUUGAAGUUGUGAACAUGAAGACCGAUUUUCUCAACAGAAAUGUCAAUGAAGGAUUUAGUGGCGGUGAAAGGAAACGAAACGAGAUUCUACAGUUAGCGGUCCUUGGAGCCGAGUUGGCUAUACUGGACGAGAUUGAUUCAGGGUUGGAUGUUGAUGCACUUCAGGAUGUGGCAAAGGCGGUGAAUGGACUUUUGACACCAAAAAACUCUGUUCUGAUGAUAACCCACUAUCAACGCCUACUUGACUACAUCAAACCAACUCAAAUACACAUCAUGGAGAACGGAAGAAUCAUUAAAACCGGAGACAACACAUUGGCCAAACUACUGGAAAAGGAAGGCUACAAAGCGAUAUCGGGUUAGUUAUCGCAGAUCAUCCAUAACCUGUCUUCCUUAUUUGAGAGACCAUGGUUAUAUAUGGGUCAAAGACGAAGGAAGCUAAAGCUGAUGAUGAUUGGAAAAUCAAAUUUGUCGCUACAAUCGUUGACCCAUAGGUUUUAACAAUGUUCUAAAUUACUUGAGAGAUUGACGAAGUAAAAUUACUCUGAUUAUUUAUA